CAGGCAACAACACUGUACGCAGUCUUGAAACAACACCAGUCAAGAGACUUGAAUUGGGAGCGAGAUAGUUUGCUCCAAAAAAGCACAAAAGAGAGACUUGAGAGACUGGGAUUGACCGGGUUGGACAGAACCACGUUAGCGACGACAUUGACGACGGGAACAGCUACCCCAGCGGGAUCAAUAGGUGACCAGAACCACCACUACCACCAGGACCCAACGAUCGAGUAUCGUAGCAAUGGCAAGCUCAGUCCAACAACUGGGCAAAAUUCAGUGACAACAGCAUCACCCAUGACCCAGCAAAAGCAACCGACACUAUCAUCGCAAUCUUCUCAGCAAGCUUGCUCCGGUACGACACCAAGCUCACAGCAGACGAGUCCGCGCCAAAGCCCUCAGGCGUUGCACCGUGCUUCGUCUCCCAAUCCCCAUCAGGGACAACUGCCUGGUGGUGGUCCACCUGGUGGUCCACCAACACAUAAUUCUACUCAGAUGAUGCUCAGUCCGGCCAGUGGCCUACAUCAUCAAAUGCAGCAACUACUUCAGCAACACAUUCUAACGCCCACCCAGCUACAGUCCUUUGUGCAGCAGCAUACUCUUUAUUUGCAACAACAGCAACAGCAGCAUCAUCAGGAAUCGUCUUCCGAACAUGUCGCUAAUCAAGAAAGAUUUGGUUAUUUUUCAUCCAUAAAAAACCACCAGCAUCAACUCGCGGAGUUGGGGAGAAAGCAGCUGGAGCAGAACAUGCAGCAAUUGCAGGAACAAUUGCAGCUUAAUCUGAUCCAGCAGACGCAUCUCCUGCAGACCGCGGACAAGAAGAAGAAUUCAGUGCCAUUACAGCAGCUCGGGGUCCAACAGCACCAAAUUAUCCAGCAGCUGCAGAUGACCCAGAGACAAUAUCUGUUCCAGCAGGGACUUAGUCUACAGAGUCAUAAUCAUUCCUCUGGCAAUUUAUCCAAUGAUAAUGUGCCCGCUUGGAAAUCUGAGCCCAACGAAAGCAAUGAGGCUCAUCAAAAUUCCCUUGUUCCCAAAUCAGGAGCUAGUCUAAAUGGACUCAUAAACUCGAUAGCAAAUCGACGCUCGGAACUAAACGGAACAACCCUGGUGGACGAAAAGCCACUGGAUGUUUCAUGUCAUGACAAAGCUCACCCCCUCUACGGUCAUGGAGUAUGCAAAUGGCCAAGCUGUGAAGUUAUUUGCGAUGACUAUCAAGCAUUCCUCAAACAUAUGAACACCGAGCACACGUUAGACGACAGAUCGACAGCUCAAGCACGAGUUCAAAUGCAAGUUGUGUCUCAAUUAGAGAUCCAGCUGCAGAAAGAACGCGAUAUACUGGGAGCCAUGAUGCAUCACCUUCAUGUAGCCAAGCAAAUGUCUUCUCCGGAACCCCCGAAGUCGUCUGAAUCCUCGACGGGUUCAAGUUUAUCAAAAUUAAAUUUAUCAACUGGUUUAAUGAAUCAGCCACCGCCAAAUUUUGGUGUUUCGCAAGUAUCCCCGGCAUCAAUGUCAGCACUAGUCUCAGCAGUGAGAUCACCGGGAGGCGGACCGAUGGCGCCAUCUGCCGGGAGCACGCCAAUGCCGCCGAUACCCAACAUGUCGAGCAUAGCGGGAAUCCCGUUGCCAAACAUGCCCGGAAGCUUACCAACAAUACCAGGCGGAUUAUCAGGCAUGGCGGCGCCUAUAAGGAGGCGAAUCAGCGAUAAAUCUGCGCUAUCUCUCGCGGGAGGGCUGCCCUACAUGCUCGAGCGGGCUGGCCUUGACGUCCAACAAGAAAUUCAACGGAAUAGAGAGUUCUACAAAAAUGCAGACGUAAGACCACCCUUCACGUACGCAUCACUGAUACGCCAGUCGAUAAUUGAAUCACCCGAGAAGCAAUUAACCCUCAACGAGAUCUACAACUGGUUUCAAAAUACAUUCUGUUACUUCCGACGAAAUGCCGCCACCUGGAAGAACGCAGUGCGACACAACCUGUCUCUCCACAAAUGUUUCAUGCGAGUCGAAAACGUGAAAGGGGCCGUAUGGACUGUCGACGAAGUGGAGUUUUACAAGAGACGUCCUCAACGCGCUUGCAGCACGACUGGAACGCCAUCCGCACCAAUCUAUCAUUGCACAAGUGUUUUGUGCGCUAUGAGGACGACUUUGGGUCAUUCUGGAUGGUGGACGACGCCGAGUUCGUAAAGCGGCGGCAUCUGUCCCGCGGCCGUCCCAGGAAAUAUGACCCAACCCCAUCACCCACUCCACCCCACCUCUCCGCACAGGGUGUACCAUCUAAAAGUCCCACGCUAACGCAUAGUCCGACAAUGUACGGUGACGCUCUCAAUGCCAAUCUCCAGGCUGCGCUGGGCGAGUCGAAUAUGGGAUUUCUAAACAACUCGAUGUGUACAUCAACAGCGACAAGUCCGGACAAGGAGCACGUGAUGCCACACAACGAUCUAAUGUCAUCGCUUGACGAGUCGGGGAUGCACAUAAAGCAAGAGGGCCAGAGUCCCGAGGGCAGUAAGCUGUCAAGAUUAAUAAAGCGGGAGCUGCUCGACGGACCUAACGAUCACGAGCACGAUCAUGACGACGAGGGUGUCGACGAUCGCGAGUAUCCCGAAAGCCACGGACACGACUCAGGGCAAGACGAAGAUAUGGCCGAGGACCUGUCGAUGGCGCCCGACAUUAUGACUUCCGAUGAUCAAAUUGAAGCGUAG
This is a messenger RNA of Cotesia congregata, 2687 nucleotides long. The record is from the annotation of a GenBank genome assembly. NCBI's taxonomy places the organism in Eukaryota, Metazoa, Arthropoda, Insecta, Hymenoptera, Braconidae.